UCGAAACAGACGUUUAUUUUUAUAUCAGUACAUUUUAAUAUGAAUCCUCGAUGUUAAGGCCAAAGAUCCUGAAGAGAUUACUGUGAUUGUAUAAAAUAUAGAUUCCACAUUAAAGCUACAUAUUUUAAUAUUUAAGAUCAUUUUCGACGAAAGAAACAACUAAACUUUUUUAAUUCAGCCUUACAAUCCGCUAGAGUCGUUAAUAAUCGCUGUUAGGGUUCACCGAUUAAAUAAUUUGUUCUAGUUUCUGGAAUUCAUUACGUGUUUUAUGUAUGCUCCGCGGCACUUGUUCGUUGAUUUGUUUACGUCUCAGACACGAGUUGACAGUCACAUAUGAAUUGGAGAUUCUAGUUUUUUUCCAACGAACUGUAAUCGUUUUUUACAGCGAAAUGUUUCGUAAUUCGAUGUGACUGAAGAAGAAACGAGUCCUAGAAUUCUAUGAAACUCAACUUUUGUAUCGCGGUAUCAAACACAUGGAAAACAAUGGAUUCAUUAGAAGAGCAUCGUUAUCAAGAUUAAUGGCGGCAAUUAACAAUUACAUGUUCCAUGUCGGUGAAGUUUUUUAUGAGAACGAUCCGAUUCAAUCAGUACCUCUGGCUAUCGAUGUGCAACUUCCCGAUCGUUAUGCUAUUCAACUGAAAACCAGACUGCCAUAAAUCAUGCUACAUUUGUAGUUAUUUUAUUCAACCUUCCACCUAAUAAUUCUCAACAGUGAGCAUAUAUGGCUGUACAAAGAACCACGAGUGAAAGUCUAAUGCUUAAACAGCGCCAUUUUGUUGACGCUGCAUACUUAAAAGCUUCGUUAUUUCGUAAUUAAUCACUCUACAUUUGUAGUUAUUUUAUUCAACCUUCCAUCUAAUAAUUCUCAACAGUGAGCAUAUAUGGCUGUACAAAGAACCACGAGUGAAAGUCUAAUGCUUAAACAGCGCCAUUUUGUUGACGCUGCAAACUUAAAAGCUUCGUUAUUUCGUAAUUAAUCACUCUACAUUUGUAGUUAUUUUAUUCAACCUUCCACCUAAUAAUUCUCAAUAGUGAGCAUAUAUGGCUGUACAAAGAACCACGAGUGAAAGUCUAGUGCUUGCACAGCGCCAUUUUGUUGACGCUGCAUACUUAAAAGUUUCGUUGUUUCGUUAAAUUCGUUGAUUUCAUUAAAUUUUAAGAUCAUUUAAAUCAAUUAAACGUUUCUUGAGCGUUCCAGCGUGCUCGAAAAAUGAUUUACUUGCUGACAAACGUUUCGAGAAGUCAGUAUCGAGAUAGCCCGUCGUGUGUCAUCGUUCAUUUGUAAAUAUCGACGUCCGUUCGUCGAUUGUUCGUCAGAAAUGUGACGCAAGGAAUUUUUGGCUCAUCGUUUCAAUAGAAAAUUCGCCGUAUUUCCCCUUUGAACGAUUAAAAAUUAUCGAAAGUAUGGAUUGAACAUUAAGAGUCUCCAUGAAUAAGAUUCUUACAAGUAUCGGGCUCGCAGACUAUCUGUGCGCCAUUUUAUUAUCUUCUUGGUCAAGGUACGCAUUCUUCGGUCUUACAAUAUUAUUUUUCACCUCUAACUUCGUAAUAAUAUCUCUUAAAUAAUUUUCAAACAUUGACGCGAGAUAAUUAUUGCAUUAUUCACCCGAGAACUGAUUAAAAUAUAACAAAAUUUUGUCUCGCGUUAUUGGAUACCAUUUAAAAUUCUUUACUGGUCUUAUACUCAUCUUUUAUUGCCCGAUGAUUGCUCGUAUAUACUUUACGUAUGCAAAUGAAUCAAAUCAUGUCUAAAUCAAUUGACGUCCGUAUACAGUGACGCUUCGAAUGCUUAAUCGUCGCAUUGCAUUAUAAUCGGUGCGAAAAAGUAUGUCGCACCGAUGCCAUUACUGGAUCCAAGCAUAUUGUUGACUCGAUGCAUCGAUAUUAGCGUUUGAAACGUAAGAAUUAUGUGUCAUCCAGUGAAACAAACUCGCUUUUGAAGCAAGAAUUCUAUAUUCAAAGAGUUAUCCUUCACGCUAUAUUUACCGACAUUCAUUGCACAUAUUUUUAUUCCAAUCCGUUGUGUCGAUAUUCGCAUUGAAAUGCAGUUUUUAUUUCUUAACAAAUAAUAUUUAUGAGUUCUGUAACGUUAAAAGCGUUAAUUUAAAAAACUAAUGCUUCUACAGUUGUGAGACGCUACAAUCAUGGUGAACGAAUCGGCGAAGGCUCUCACGAUGGUGAUCUCCGCGAUCAGGAAUCUUCGCGAGGCGAAGGGCUCCUCGUCCCGUGAGAUUUUGCAUUAUCUAUCGUCGAUGUACAACAUUCCGCCUCAAGUGGCGCGUCGUCAGAUGCUGACGGCCCUGAAACGCGGCGUGUCGUACGGCAUUUUGAAGAAAACCGGCGUCAACUACGUUCUACCGACCAGCAGCGAGAUGAAGUGCCAGGAGAUCGCCGCGCAGGAAGUGAAUCUGCUGGAUUUCUGCCGCAGGAGCCGCGGACAGCAGAAACUGGGUUGCAAGUGCAAGAAGAAGCAACAGAGGCGAACGAAACGUAGAAAAAAAUGCAGGUGCAAGAGUGGUAGGAGAAGUUCGAAAAGGCGGAGGUCCAGGAGUCGAAGGAGCAAGAGACGGAGGAGCAGGGGUUGCAAGAGAAGUCGAAGGUCAAGCAGGAGGAGGAGCAGGAGUGGCAAGAGAAGACGAAGGUCCAGCAGGAGGAGGAGCAGGGGUUGCAAGAGAAGACGAAGGUCCAGUAGGAGGAGGAUGAGCAGGGGUUGCAAGAGAAGACGAAGGCCCAGUAGGAGGAGGAGCAGGGGUUGCAAGAGAAGACGGUCCGGUAGAAGAAGGGAGCUUGGAUUGGAAGAGAAGACGCAGGACUAUGGCUUCCAGGACGCGCCGGAAGAGCAGUGGAUGCAGAGGGAUUCGAGGAAGAAGCCGCAGAGGAAGACAAAGGACGAGACAGUGCGGAGGCGACGGUCGAAAUCCAACGAAAAGGGACGAAACCCUUCGCCAGGACGAACAUCUAGUAGUCAAGACAGUUUUGAAGUCUAAAAUCUCCACCAUGGCAGAUUAAACAUGGCUGUCGAUACGCUGGCGCCCUCUGGAUCGUCUUUUUCUGGGAAGUUUGGGACGUGUGAUUGUUCUCAGACAAUCCCUGUUACUAUAAACUUCACAUCUUCAGGCAAUACUGAUCUACGAGAGGUAAUUAAUUUAUUUAGCAACUGGAGCAAUGGAGACACUUCACUAUGGGUCAAAAUUAAUGUUUAUCUUACACCGUAAUUUCUUUAUUAAGAAUAUUUAAUUAGAGUCUGAAUCCACAUUGAUACUAGAUUUAUUUAUUAGAACUUCUUUGCUCAGUGAACAUUUGUCUUUACAAAUCGUUGUCCUACUUUUUUAAAGAGUAGUUUUUACAAUUGAGAAUAAUGAAUUAAUAUUUUUUCAGCCGUGCAAAAAGUAUCACAGAAUCGUUUCGAGAACCAUUUGUCAAAUCGUCAGUUGCGUCCACUUAGAAGAUCAAGAAGAACAACCUCGAGAAUCGACGUUUUUAUAAUAAUUUACAUUAUUAAUCUAUUAAUUUUGUAUCCUUUUCACUUCAGAGUAUUUUCUUUAUUGUACAUGUUUGGUUAUCAUAUAGAGAAUCACAGUUCUAAUACCCGUGUCUUGUUUGCAUAUUAAAUAAGAGAAAUUUUGUAAGAGUAUUUUUCGAGCAAAAAUAGACAAAUUACAUUGUUUAACUUCGUUUUAGUUUCAUUAACCACGAUCCAAUUUUCCGUGCUGACUGAUAUAAUUAUUGGAAUUAUAUUUGUAUCAACAUGUAAAUUUUAAUCAUUUUUAUUUUUAAGCAUUUUAUUUCUUUGCUAUGUUUUUAUGCUUUUUUCAAUUUUCUUUUAGCGUAUGUAAUUUUGAAAAUUUACGAAUAAUUUAUUUCUUAAUCUUUCAACGAUUAUAUUUCAUUAUAUGUUCUCAAAUUCAUGAAACACGUGUGCAAAAUCGAUUUACAGACCUGGGGAGCAGUUAAAUAACUUUUUGGUGGAGCGAGAAAAUUUAUGAAAUUUGCAUAAAGUUCGGUGCUGAUUCCAUUUAAAUUUAAAAUCGAUGCAACGUUUUAAACACUUUUUCCUUUCAUUUCUCCCAAUAUUAUAGACAUUGAUACCCCGGUGAACGAAGCAAUUUAAUUCCAUUUCCCUUUUAUUUCAUUUAAAAUUUACAUGAAUAUUUGAAUUUCUCUCACCGGGAAUAGAAUUAUUUUGCACCUCGAUGAAUUUUCGUUUCCUCUUUUUUUAACAAAAAAAAAAAUGCGCAACACGUGAUAUUCUGUCAUCGUUUUAGUCACCAAUAUUCAGUUGUCUUUUUUUUUCCAUGUUUCACAACUAGUCUAUCCGCUGUUCUCUGUACUCUGCGUUCGGCUAUGACUAGUCCUACGUUUCGAAGUAAAUGGAUUCGAAUCGGGGCAGGAAAAACGAGCGAUUAAAUAGCUAACAGACUGCUCGAGAAAAUGGGAUCCUAAUUGACGUCGUCGAACGUGAGCCUCUUCUGUAAUCCUCUUAUAUAUUAAUCAGAGAUCCUGAAUAACCGUGUUAAUUACGGCCAUUAAUUAAGGAAACGAAAAACUGUCGUACUGGCAAUGAAUACGAGUUCUCGAGUCUUGCAAAAAAGGGACACAUCGAGGAUUGAAUCGUCUACUUCUCGAGAAAGUACUCGAUUCGUCAAAUUACAACCCUUAAUAAUGACGAUUUACUAAAUUUUAACCGUUCAUGGAUGACUUUCAGUUAUUACUGUUUCUGUUUAUCUCACGAAACAAUUAAUAAUAAACUCGUAUUCGAUAAUAAUUAGUUAUAUCCGGUUCAUCGAGAAUCGAUUGCACAGAAUGCUAUUAAGAACGAAUUUAAUAUUAAUGUUUACAGGAACUCUUUGAUUCGUGCCGUAAUAUUAAAAUUAAUAAAUAAUAUUUAUUUAAUUAUUAACUGUUUUCACUACCGCAAAGCCUAUUGACUUUGAACCUUACAUUACGGUUUAUGAUAUACUUUUAUGGUAUAUUUUUCGUCUUAUCGUAUGAAAAAAUACUUUUAUGUUAAAAUUUUACUCUUUAGUAUAAUUGAAUUAAUCUUCAAAUAUUUAUGUAUAUUUUAUCUUCUGAAAUAUUUCUAUCGAAUGGGGUCUUAAUUAAGCUCGAUAAAUAAGAGACUUCCUCGAAAGAACGAACAAAUCUGAGAACUGGUUUCCCGGUCAUUUUUUGCUACAGAUCUCGGUAUGAUUGAAUGACUAGAUAAGUUUUCCACGCUUAUCGAUGCAACAUAACUACCUGCUAUUUACGAGACAGCUUGUUAUAUGGAAAUUAUUUGUAAUUUCAUAGAAUAUCGAUUUGCUCGAGUGCACUUCUCGAAGCUACGUUUCCAACGGAGCUUAAGUGGCAGUCGAAUGUCAGCCAUUUUGAAUUACUUUUUAAUUGCAAAAGUGCCAUUCAAUAGGUUUCACGGAUGUAACGAUCCAACUUUUAAUUUGGCUGGAGUAGACUCGAGGCAAAAAGUUUGACAAAUUUCACAAACCAAUUUUAUUAGCAUUAAACUCGUGCCGAGCACAGUGACUACCUUAUUGGAGAUUAGAAGCCAAAGGAUAGAUCGCGAAAGAAUCCAAACCUGACGAAAUCUUGUAGAAGCAUUGACAGAUUCUUAGUCCAUGCUUUCAGAUUCAUUCGUUUCAAAUGAACAGAAUCAAGGACACGUAACUCCUAUAAUAAUCAUUACUUUUGUAUGAAACAAAUGAUCUUGUACUCGUGAAACAUUAUCAAAUAUAUGCAAAACAUCCUAGAACGAUACAAUCUACUAAUUCGAAGAAAACAAUUCCUAAAGAAGGCAGAGAAAAUGACUCUGUAGACCAACAGAAGGGAAACGUAGUCUUACGCCAUUUUAAAUAUUUUAACGUUUGAAAAUUGGCACUACUCAGCCAUAAUGCUUACAUAUAACACCAGAUGUUAUAUAUGUAGAAAGAUGUUUUAUUAAAUAUCAACUAAAGCCACCUCCACCAGCAAAGCAGCGCCACAAUAUUGUUAAACUUAAAAUAAAGUCCUGAAAGUGUUAACUUUGGAAUAUAAUCUUAUCUGAGUAAACAAUUGUUUGCAAACUUCACUAAAAUACUCGAAAAUACUUUGUGGAACCUGUCAGAAUCUGUAUUCGUCAUAAUUUCAAUUUCACAUACUUUGAAACCCUUUGAAUAUAGCCGAUUUUUUACACCCUUCAGUUUCAUAAGUUUAGAAACAAUCGAACUGAAAUUCGAUUACUUUUUAAUAGGCAGUGAUGUGUACUACUUUUUAAGAAACAUAAAAUAGAGUCCUGAAAGAGUUAAGUUUAGGAUCUAAUCUUACAUUCGAUUACUUUUUAAUAGGCAGUGAUGUGAACUAUUGUUUAAGAAACAUAAAAUUGAGUCCUGAAAGCGUUAAGU
Colletes gigas is the source of this 6374-nucleotide messenger RNA. RefSeq names its product protein SON-like. NCBI's taxonomy places the organism in Eukaryota, Metazoa, Arthropoda, Insecta, Hymenoptera, Colletidae. Bases 2145 to 2987 code for a protein of 280 amino acids. The transcript has 2 exons. Gene Ontology annotation, cellular component: nucleosome. The record is from RefSeq and is a predicted model, not a curated record. Gene Ontology annotation, molecular function: DNA binding. Gene Ontology annotation, biological process: nucleosome assembly.